AUGGGUGUGCAAAAGGAAGACGUGGAAAAGUUCCUCAAGGGGAACCCUGCAUUUGCUAAACAGUACUUUGCCAAGAAGAUGAGCUCUGCCUCCAUAUCAAAGGCAUCAGGACUCCCAGAGAAACAGAUUGACUUCAGCCAGUUCCAGGAGCUCAGUCAGGUUGAAGAAAGCCAAAUCAUGUACGACUUGAUCAAAGACAUGCAGGAGAACAUCAACGUGGAAAAGGUGGUCUUCAAGAUCCUGAAGAGAAUCAGUGCGCUCAUCCACGCAGACCGAUGCAGCUUGUUUAUGUACCGGCAGCGAAACGGCAUUGGAGAGCUUGCCACAAGGCUCUUCAAUGUCAACACAGAGGCAAAGUUGGAAGACUGUGUGGUGCCACCCGACUCUGAGAUUGUUUACCCGCUGGACAUGGGAAUAGUCGGCCACGUGGCCCUGACCAAGAAGACUGUUAAUGUGAAAGAUGUCACAGAGAGCCAGCACUUCAGCUCAUUUGUCGACGAUCUCACAGGAUACAAGACCCGGAACAUUUUGGCUAUGCCCAUCCUCAAUGGCAAAGACAUGGUGGCCGUGAUCAUGGCUCUAAACAAGACCACAGGACCACAUUUCACUGCUGAGGAUGAAGAUCUUUUCUUAAAGUAUCUGAAAAUUGCCACUUUGAAUUUGAAGAUCUACCACCUGAGUUACCUCCACAACUGUGAGACGCGUAAAGGACAGCUGCUGCUGUGGUCUGCCAACAAGGUUUUUGAAGAGCUGACAGACAUUGAGCGACAGUUUCACAAAGCCUUGUACACAGUCCGAGCCUACCUCAACUGUGACCGCUACUCUGUCGGUUUACUAGACAUGACAAAGGAGAAGGAGUUCUUUGAUAUUUGGCCAGUGUUGAUGGGAGAUCAGGCACCUUACUCUGGUCCUGUCACUCCUGAUGGCAGGGAGAUAAUUUUCUACAAAGUGAUUGACUAUAUACUACAUGGAAAAGAAGACAUCAAAGUAAUACCAAAUCCGACUCCAGAUCAUUGGGCCUUGAGUAGCGGCCUUCCUACUUAUGUUGCUGAGAGCGGUUUUAUUUGUAACAUUAUGAAUGCAGCUGCUGACGAGACGUUCCAGUUCCAGACAGAGCCACUCGACAGCAGUGGAUGGACCAUAAAGAAUGUUCUCUCUCUGCCAAUCGUCAACAAAAAAGAAGAGAUAGUUGGUGUGGCCACUUUUUACAACAGAAAAGAUGGAAAGCCUUUUGAUGAUCAGGAUGAGCAGCUCAUGGAGGCUUUGACCCAGUUCCUGGGCUGGUCAGCUUUGAACACUGACACUUACGACAAGAUGAACAAGCUGGAGAAUCGUAAAGACAUCGCUCAGGACAUGGUGCUCUACCAUGUCAAAUGUCGGGAUGAUGAGAUUCAGAAUAUCCUGAACACCAAAGAAGUCUAUGGCCUUGAACCCAGAGAGUGUGAAGAGGAGGAGCUCCUAGCUAUUCUGAAAAAAGAUCUACCUCCACUUAUUAAGAAGUUUGAGAUCUACGAGUUCCACUUUUCGGAUUUUAACUGCACAGAGAUGGAAUUGGUGAAGUGCGGCAUCCAGAUGUACUAUGAGGUUGGGGUGGUCAAGAAGUUCCAGAUCCCUCAAGAGGUGCUGGUUCGGUUCAUGUACUCGGUCAAUAAAGGCUACAGAAAGAUCACCUACCACAACUGGCGUCAUGGGUUUAACGUGGGACAGACCAUGUUCACACUCUUAACGACGGGAAUGCUGAAACGGUACUACACAGACUUGGAGGUAAUGGCCAUGAUAACUGCAGGCUUCCUGCAUGAUAUUGAUCACAGAGGGACCAACAACUUGUACCAAGUCAAAUCUGGCAACCCGUUGGCCAAGCUACAUGGCUCAUCCAUUUUGGAACGACACCAUCUAGAGUUUGGAAAGUUCCUCUUAGCUGACGAGUCACUGAAUAUCUACCAGAACCUUAACAGGCGACAGGUAGAACAUGUGAUUCAUCUCAUGGACAUCGCUAUCAUCGCCACUGACCUGGCUCUUUAUUUCAAGAAAAGAACCAUGUUCCAGAAGAUUGUGGACCUUUCACACACAUAUGAGGAUGAAAAGAAGUGGGUGGACUUCAUGUCUCUAGAAACAACCAGAAAAGAAAUCGUCAUGGCCAUGAUGAUGACCGCAUGUGACUUGUCAGCUAUCACCAAGCCUUGGGAGGUGCAGAGCAAGGUUGCCUUGUCUGUAGCAGCAGAGUUUUGGGAGCAGGGUGACCUGGAGAGGACAGUUCUGGAGCAACAACCUAUUCCCAUGAUGGACAGGAACCAUGCACCAGAACUUCCAAAGCUACAGUGUGGUUUCAUUGACUUUGUCUGCACGUUUGUCUACAAGGAGUUUUCUCGCUUCCACCCACAAAUCCAGCCCAUGCUGGACGGCAUCCUAAAUAACAGGAGGGAGUGGAAUGCUAAAAAAGAAGAGUACGAGGCUACACUCAAAGCCCUAGAGGAGGAGAAGGCUGCUAAAGAGGCAGCCAAAGCCAGUAAAGCUCCUGCAAACAACAGUGGCUCCAAGACCUGCUCUAUGUGCUAAAAGGUCGAAAAGCUGUGGAAGUGCAGACAACUUUAGAAUUACCUGAGCACCACAGCCAGCCAGUCCGUCUCACCGCCAAGGAAGAAAAUGCAAUUAAGUCAGGAAGACAGAAGUGUGAGUAAAUGCACAGCGCCGUAGUAUUUCUUCAAAAGAACUGGUUCCGAUCAGAAAUGAAAAACUUAAACAAGGAAGAAGAGCAAUGUUUCAUCCAGGUGAGGCAAAAUAUGAAUUCAGAACAAGGCAGGAUACUCCCACAUCUUGACAAAAAUCUAAUCUCUGAGGAACAACAGAAACAGACGUGCGCAUACGUGCAUGAUUGUUGGACAAACAUACAUUUAUUUUGACCGUUUCUUUAAUGUAAAUAACACAGCAAAAAUGAGAGGAUACAACUUGUACAUACAUCUGUGUAGUAAAGUGAUACCCAUGUACAGGAUGUAAUAAUUAUUUGCUGCAAAGCCCAGGUCACCGUAGAUUGGAUAUCAUGUUUGGAGCUCUGUUUUCAAACAUAAUGCAUAUUGUACAUUAAUGUAAUAUUCAUUUAGUGCUUCAGAAUGUAAAUCUAGAAAAUCAGUAGAUAGAACUAUACAGUGAAUUACUGUAUAUAUAUUACUGUAUAUAAAUGAUCAAUAUUUCAAAUUGAUCAUUUCAUGUUCACUCCUUCCAGUCACUUACCAUUUACAAAUGAGAGUUUGUUUACCUUGAUUACAGAGCCAAAGGUAGAUGG
This is a messenger RNA of Perca flavescens (yellow perch), 3280 nucleotides long. RefSeq names its product phosphodiesterase 6B, cGMP-specific, rod, beta (gene pde6b). The transcript is spliced from 23 exons. Gene Ontology annotation, molecular function: protein binding; 3',5'-cyclic-nucleotide phosphodiesterase activity. Gene Ontology annotation, biological process: signal transduction. NCBI's taxonomy places the organism in Eukaryota, Metazoa, Chordata, Actinopteri, Perciformes, Percidae. The coding region runs from base 1 to 2556 and encodes 851 amino acids. The record is from RefSeq and is a predicted model, not a curated record.